CACUGCACACACUGUGGUGUUUAUUCAUUCCUUCUUCUUUGUCACCAAAGCUCAGAGUCUGACUACAAUGGCGAGUGAAGAGAAAGCCGGAGGUAUGACUGUGGUCGUUACAGAUUUGCCUCUGGAGUACGAGAUGGACAACAAGCAGCGAGGGCUGGCCCUCAUCUUCAACCAGGAACAUUUUGACUGGAAGUUGAAACUGAAGCAACGUCGUGGUACGGCUACAGACAAAGCUAACCUCACUGAAAGAUUUCAAGAGUUAGGGUUUAAAGUCAAAGCAUAUGAUGAUAUAAAAAAGAAGAAAAUGCUGCGAAUAAUAAGAAAAGCCGCUGAGGCCGACCAUACAGAUGCUGACUGCUUUGUGUGUGUUUUCCUGAGUCAUGGGGAAGAUGGCCAUGUCUUUGCCCAUGAUAAGAAGGUUGACAUUAAGAAAAUUACAGCACUCUUCAGAGGAGACAGAUGCAGAAGCCUUGUAGGAAAGCCCAAGAUCUUCAUCUUCCAGGCAUGCCGUGGUACAGUUCAUGAAAAUGCAGUGACCCCCAUGGGAGGGGACAGCGAGAUGUCCAGUGAGGUGGUGGAGAAAGCUGCCAUCCUAUGUACACUCCCAGCAGGGGCAGAUUUCCUCAUGUGCUACUGUGUAUCUGAGGGAUUUGUGUCCUUUCGCAACAUAUACACUGGCUCAUUCUACAUUCAGGACCUGUGUGAAACACUGCAAGAGCAUGGCUCAACUCUGGAGUUCACUGAGCUCCUGACCCUCAUCAACCUAAAAGUGUCCAGACGCUGUGCUGCAAAUGAUAAACAAAUGCCCUGCUUCACCUCCAUGCUCACCAAGAAACUCUACUUCAGACCCAAGAAGGAAUGCAACACGACUUGGAGCAGCACGACUUGGAGCAACAAUUCAUUUUGUUUGUUACCCAAAAGGUGCUGGAAUCAAUAGACAAUCGGUGCAUUUAAGUGUUGAAA
Messenger RNA from Colossoma macropomum (tambaqui), 963 nucleotides. Its product is annotated as caspase-6-like. Gene Ontology annotation, biological process: proteolysis; apoptotic process. NCBI's taxonomy places the organism in Eukaryota, Metazoa, Chordata, Actinopteri, Characiformes, Serrasalmidae. The record is from RefSeq and is a predicted model, not a curated record. The transcript is spliced from 6 exons. Bases 68 to 937 code for a protein of 289 amino acids. Gene Ontology annotation, cellular component: cytoplasm.